This is a messenger RNA of Paramecium sonneborni, 2122 nucleotides long. Lineage: Eukaryota; Ciliophora; Oligohymenophorea; Peniculida; Parameciidae. The record is from the annotation of a GenBank genome assembly.
AUGAUAAAAACUCUAAGUCUGACUUUCAAUUCUCUUGAAAUGGAAGAUGCAUAUAAGGAAUGGUGUUUCAAAAAGAAUUAGAAAAGAUACUAACUACUACUCUGUUUUAUAAUUGUUUAUUUGUCAGUGAUGAUUGCUUAAUUUAACAGCAUAAAGGCUCUAAUACCUUUGAUAAUCUCAUGUAUAAUACUAAGUUUAGAAAUAACAUUGUUAUUCUUCAUAAGAAAAUACCAGGAAAGAGUGGAAAUUAUUAUAACUUCCAACUAAAUAUUAUUGUGUUUAAUUUGUGAAUUUUACAGAUUAUUUGCAGAUAAAUCCAAUCAAUGGUAUAUAGGCUAUAGUUUGGCAUGUAUAAAAAUAUGUAAUUUUAAAUUUCAAAUUAGUAAUUUAUGUUCGAGGUAAUAAAUUUAUUAUGUAAACUGGUCUACAGAUCCUUUGUUAAUGUUGCUCAUUUAUUUAAGUUAGCAAUAUUCAAAUUUAUGAUAUGAUAACACAUAAUUUGAUAACUGUGCUUAUGAUUGCUUUUAGAUAUUCUAUUGAAUCAGGAAGCAGAUAAUAUUUUAUUACUCACUAAUCAUAAAAUUAAUAUGAAAAUAUUAUUUAAGAUUUACUUCCAUCUUGGGUUAUGAUUGUAAAAUUUGAUAAAAACUAAGGUUAAUUAUGUCUUGAUAAAAUCAAUAAGAAUAUGAGAUUAAAAUUAUAAAUAGAAGAUGAUAAAAGCUUUAGAGAUUUUUUAAGAAAAAUUAAAGCACUUCCAUUUGAAACAGAAAGAUAAAGUUUUCAAUCUAUCAAAUUAGAACAUACUCUAAUAAGAUUAUUAAAAUAACAAUAGGAUGAGCAUAUAGUUGAAAGAUAUUAUGCUGAGUUUGAUAAUACACAUGAAAAUAAGACUAAAUAAAUAAAAUUAAAGAUAACUCAAGUUUAUUUUAAAGGUUUUGAUCCUUCAAUAAUUUUACUCUUUGAAGAAUUAAAAGAAGAUAAAUAUGAAUCAUUAAUUUAAUAGAUAGAAUAGAGAGAUAAAUCUUCAUCUACCUAUGCAAGAAUAUCUCUUUAAAUUCUAACUCAGUAAAUUUAAUUGUUAAAGCUAAUCAAAAUGUAUUUAAGAAAAGAAAAGACUCUGUAAUACUCAACUAAUUUGUUAAAUUGUAUUAAUAAUUAGAUUUAAAAAGGAUAUAAUGUAUUCAAUUUAAACUUUGAUAUUUUAAAUCAAUUUAAAAUUUCACAUAGAUAAAUUAAAUUCGAAGCAAAUGAAAUUUAACCUUUAUUUCUUAUUGAAUAAUUAUGUGAAGACUUGUUGCUGAGUAAAAAUUAUAUAAAUUCUAAAAAGAAAUAAAUAUCAAUAAAUGAUGUAAUUAAAACAGAUAGGGCUAAAUUAAUUUCUAUAAUUAUAAAUUUAGUUGAAUUUAUUAAAAUAUUAUUGUCAAUAAUAUAUGGAGAUGAAAAAAUCUUAAGUUAAAGUGCUCCUUUUGAUUUGUAAAUAUAGAUCUCUUUGAAAUUUUCAAAAGUUUAUCCUAAUUGUAUAAAAAUUGGAUUACUUCAUCCUAAAUUGUUUCUCCAAGCUUCAAUUAAAGAUAUGUUUUAAAAUAUUGAAACUCCAAUUCACAAUAAAAAAAGAAAUUGGAAUUCAAAAAAUUAUUUUGGAAUGAUAAAUUAAUUAACUCAUGUAUAUUCACAAAUUUUUGAAAGUUAUAAGAAAGAUAAUAAUAAAUCUACAAGUUUUAUGGAAGAUGAAAUCGUUUCGCACAUUUAAAAACCAAGUUUAUGUCUAAGUUAAGAAUCAAGAAUACCUACUGUGUAAAAUCAUAUUCCAAAACAAUUUUAAUUUAAUAUUUUAGGAUAUCCUAUGGCAUAAUAUUUAAUAAGUUAAUUAGGUCCAUGCAAUAAAUUAUAAUUUAAGAAUAGGUUUAUAAAUUAUAAUGGUUUAACUAAUUUAUACAUGAAUUCUUAAUAAACUAAACUUUCCUUUUUUAUUUAUCAAGAUUUAAAUGAUUUUAUUUAUGAAUUAAACUAAACAGAAAAACCAAUUUUCGAAUUUUGCCAGAUAAAAAAAAUGUUUAAUCAUGAUAUUACAAAUAAAUAAUAUCCUUGUUCAUAAUUUGGAUAAAUUCAGGGUAGAUUUUGA